AUGGAACAGGAACGACAAACAAAGGCUAAUGACGAGUGCGAGAAAGAGAAAUCAAAUGAUGAAGUGGAGAAUGUCAAGGAAUCCCACAGCUCUAUGGCUUGUGGCAUCUGUAGAAGAACAAUUGGUACGGAGUUGAUUGAUAUUUGCCACCAUUGUCGCAAGAACAUGUGUCCGUGGUGUCGUGAGCAUCAUCAUGAGAAUGCAAGUUUAAGCACUUUGAAUUUGCCUUCUUUGUAUCGUCUGAUAGUUCGUAUGAAAAUGAAUGAUUUACAUCGCCAAACAUCGACCUUGAAGUUGUGGUCGGACCGCUUACGAGAAUUAAAAACUUCACUGGCAACUGAGGAAAAGGCAAUGAAGGAAAAACUUAUGCUUGCUUUGGAUAGCGCGAUCCACGACCUACAAAUGUCUGCAAGAAAAUGUCUAGAAGCUGCCGUAACAAAAGUGGAUAAGGUGCAUGGACCCAGCACCAAGAUACUGAAUACACUCAAGCAGAAUAUCUCGGAUCUAGUUGAUGAAGUUGAAAAGAGUUGUACCAUAUUCGAGUCGCAGAUGGGGAUCACAGAAUUGGUCGAGAAGAAGAAGCAGUUGGAAAGUGUCAUUGUUAAUGUAUCAACAAUCGGGAAGAAGUUAGAGGACCUUCCUCUUCUGCUCGUGGCGGAGCUAAAUUUAUCGGGUCUACUCAGUAAGAUUAAGGAGCAUAUGAACAGGUUUAGUCUUAUCAUAGAUGACGAAGUGGCACCGCUGGAGCAACUUACCAUUAGCGAACACAGCAGCAGCAAGACGUCUCAAGUAAAGCUGUUUGUGGGCAGAUUGCAUCCAUGUCACACGGAGAGUCAAUUGCAUCAACACUUUUCUCGCUACGGUACCGUCGCUGCGUGUCGCAUUGUGCGAGACCGCGUUACAAAUGAGUCAAAAUGCUUCGGUUUUGUUACCUUCCGAAAGGCUACAGAUGCUGAUCGAGCUCUUUCUACAGGUCUGCAUUUUAUCGAGGAUAGUCACGUAAUUGUCGAGCCCUACGAAAUAAAGCCGAAGAAAAAAAGUAAGAAAACGGAAGAAAAAGAAGUGGAGACAGGGAAGAGGAGACGGAGAAGAAAAAAAGAACAAAAUGCGGCUGCUUUUACCUCUGAAAAAAUUCCAACGGCCUCCUGUGGGAAAAAAACCAGUCAUCAAUUAGUUGUUCAGAACCUACCGCUGCAAGCAAGCAAAAGGAGCAUCCAUGAUCUUCUUGAUUGCUUCGGUAGAAUCACCAAAUUGAAGAUAAUUCAAAAGGAACGCAAAGCCUUUGUCUCGUUUUCAACUGAAAAGGAGCUUCAAGCAGCACUACGGGCAGCGCCUCACUGCUUUAAAAAUAAUAUCCUUCCUGUUUCCACAAACGGAUGA
Messenger RNA from Hydatigera taeniaeformis, 1380 nucleotides. NCBI's taxonomy places the organism in Eukaryota, Metazoa, Platyhelminthes, Cestoda, Cyclophyllidea, Taeniidae. The record is from the annotation of a GenBank genome assembly.